CUGCUAUGUCGGGGUUGGCAAGGGCCAUAUAGAGACGCCACAGUAAGAUGGCGGACUUAAACAGUAGUUUAACUGCUAUGGAUUGGUUGCCCAAGUUAACCGUUGGUGGAGCGAUGGCCAACGCAAAUGGUUGCGAUAAUAUUGCUAAUGGUGUUAAUAAAAACUCGUUGCGAAAAAGCCCCGUUUCACCUGUGAAUCCCUACUCGACAUUACCUGACCAUGAUGGUCACGACCAUCAGUUGAGAGAGAACAAGCCGCCGUAUUCAUACGCUAAUCUUAUAACAUUCGCGAUAAACAGUUCAGAAAGUAAGAAAAUGACCUUAAGUGAAAUAUAUCAGUGGAUCUGUGACAAUUUCCCUUAUUAUAGAGACGCUGGAAGUGGUUGGAAGAAUUCUAUAAGACAUAAUCUCAGCCUAAAUAAGUGUUUCCGUAAAGUUGCGAGAAGUAGAGAUGAUCCAGGCAAAGGGUCAUAUUGGGCGAUAGAACAAAGUCCUUCUGACGACAUAUCGCAGUUGCGAUCUAGUAGAAAACGUGGUCCAAACGGAACAUUUUUGUAUAGUGAUGAUGAAGUCCAAUAUUCACCUGGUGGUAUGUCACCUGACUUAUCCCCUAUACAUGCAUCCCCUAUCCCAGGAGGUCCGCUACAUCCUUCUCAGUCCCCAUAUAGCAGCUCACCUGUUACAUCAACACAUAUCUCUCCUCAUACUCAACAUGGAGUUGUACCAUUCAGCAACAACAACACUGGAGAACCUCCUACUAAAGUUGUACCUGAAAUAAGUCUUCAAGACUUAAGUGCAUCCUUUCGUAGUUUGUAUCGGUCCAUGUUUGAUGCAGGUCUUGCCAAUAAUUCAAAUUAUGGAGGCUCAACUUCCCAAUCAAAUCCAAUAAUGGGCAAUAAUCCAAGUCUUGGAAUGACAAGCACCAGUCAACAAUCUUUAAGUCUUGUACAAAACCUUGAAACAUUGCUGGAAAGUAUGAACUCUGGCGACUGGCAUAAUCUUGAUUGGGGGCAAAUGCAAUCUGUGAUGGAAAGUAUGCAAGGAUUGGAUGCCAGCUCAUUUGGUGUUGAUCCCAUGCAAUGGCAAGAGCUAACUCAAUCAUUUAAUCAACUCCUUAAUAGCCAAGGAGUCCAUCGGAACAUUCCCACUUCUAAUCAAUCAUUCUCAAGUAACAGUAGUUUAAGUAGCCAUUCUGGCAGUAGUUUUACUCAAGGGAAUUACUUAAAUAUUUCGCCAAGUAGUCGUCCACAUUUAUCAACAGGGAGUUUUGUUAGCUCAAGUAGUGUUGGAACAAGUGGCGGAUCUUAUCAUUCUGCUACUAGUGUUCCAGGAAUUCGUGUAACACCACCAAAUUACAAUAUGUCACAGCGAAAUUUCAUAGAUGAUGAGGAAGAGGAUGAGUUUGAUUGGUCAUCAAUAAUGUAGCGAGGUAAAAAUCAUCAGCUUAACAUACCAUGCAGUUUUUUUAUGAAUGCUAGCUCUCAAAGUCAAAGGCAAUCUAUUCUUUUGAGUGACAUUGGAUAUUGUUAAUAUUAUAGAUUCAUUCUUGGCUUCAUAAUACAUGUAUGUAUGUAAAUAAUGGGUAUAUUUACUGCCCAAAGUUAAGUCUUGCAAGAAGAGCUUCUCUACUUAUUCAUGAAAUAGUUGAAUUCAAAUUCAAGGCUUUCAAAACAAGAGAUUAAUUUUGGCAAUGUUGGACAUGAAAUAUAGAUGCAUUGCAUGGGUUCAUGAUUCAAUGAUUGCUGUGAUAGGUGUUUGAAUAUUUGGUUAUUGGGAUUCAUGGUUAAUGGCCUAGCCAAUACUGUGUUUAUACAAUUCAUUAAUUUGAAUGUAUUCAUCAAAAGCCUGAGUAAGAGCAAAAAGAGUAAACGAGCCUGGUUUUGAGCAAUAGUGUUAGUAUAUAUUUAUUAAAGUUGAACUGCCAGGUUUAAUUAACCAAGUUGACCUUGGUUGUGAUGUAAAAUAACCACUUCUGUUAUUGGUCAGAAAUAUAUUGUGAUGGUACCUUUUAUAAAUAUAACUUUAUUAAAUAUGUUAUUUUAUUUUA
Messenger RNA from Xenia sp. Carnegie-2017, 2046 nucleotides. RefSeq names its product forkhead box protein J2-like. The record is from RefSeq and is a predicted model, not a curated record. Bases 48 to 1424 code for a protein of 458 amino acids. Lineage: Eukaryota; Metazoa; Cnidaria; Anthozoa; Malacalcyonacea; Xeniidae. Gene Ontology annotation, biological process: regulation of transcription by RNA polymerase II. Gene Ontology annotation, cellular component: nucleus. The transcript has 5 exons. Gene Ontology annotation, molecular function: DNA-binding transcription factor activity, RNA polymerase II-specific; RNA polymerase II cis-regulatory region sequence-specific DNA binding.